GAGAGACAGAGAGAGGGGGGGGGGUCUGUCAGCUUGUCGCACACGUGCUUCUACUGCAGUAGACACUUGGGGUCUGAUGCUUCGUAAACAGAAGUUGGAGUUAUUACAUUGACAAUAAAUUACGGAGAUUAUUCACCUUUUGCGACAGCGUUUUCCUCUUAUCCGCUAAAGCUGUCUCCACAUGCCAUUAUGAAGUACAUUCUGGUUACUGGCGGUGUCAUAUCUGGUAUUGGCAAAGGGAUCAUUGCAAGCAGCGUGGGAACAAUCCUCAAGUCCUGCGGCCUUCACGUGACAGCCAUCAAAAUAGACCCAUAUAUCAAUAUUGAUGCUGGAACCUUCUCACCUUAUGAACAUGGUGAAGUUUUUGUUCUUGAUGAUGGAGGGGAGGUGGAUUUAGAUUUGGGGAACUAUGAGCGUUUCUUGGACAUCCGCCUUAUCAAAGACAACAACAUCACCACUGGAAAGAUCUACCAGUCAGUCAUCACCAAGGAGAGGAGGGGAGACUACCUGGGCAAGACUGUGCAGGUGGUACCCCACAUCACAGAUGCCAUUCAGGAGUGGGUGAUGAAGCAGGCCAGGAUCUCAGUAGAUGAUGAUGGUGUGGAGCCACAAGUUUGUGUCAUAGAGCUGGGAGGAACAGUGGGGGACAUUGAGAGUAUGCCCUUCAUUGAGGCCUUCAGACAGUUCCAGUUCAAGGUGAAGAGGGAGAACUUCUGCAACAUCCACGUCAGCCUGGUGCCACAGCCCAGUGCCACAGGAGAGCAGAAAACCAAACCGACCCAGAACAGUGUCAGAGAGCUCAGGGGGCUGGGCUUGUCUCCAGAUUUGAUUAUGUGCCGUUGUUCAACGCCUCUGGAAACAGCUGUGAAAGAGAAGAUCUCCAUGUUCUGUCACGUGGAGCCCACACAGGUUAUCUGUGUCCAUGAUGUGUCUUCAGUGUACAGAGUUCCCCUGCUGCUCGAGGACCAGGGCCUUGUCAGUUACUUCUGUGAGCGUUUACACCUGCCUGUCGAGAUGAGACCCAGAAGAAUGCUCACAAAGUGGAAGGAGAUGUCGGACAGAUCUGACCGUCUUCUGGAGAGUGUUUCCAUCGCUCUUGUGGGGAAAUACACAAAGUUAUCUGACUCGUACACUUCAGUUAUCAAGGCCCUAGAGCACUCAGCCCUCGCCAUCAACCACAAACUAAAAGUCAAGUACAUAGACUCUGCAGACCUGGAGACCACCACUCUGCAAGACGAGCCAGUGAAAUAUCACGAGGCCUGGCAGAAGCUCUGCAGUUCAAAUGGUGUGUUGGUACCAGGAGGGUUCGGCGUGAGAGGGACCGAAGGGAAAAUUCUGGCUAUCAGCUGGGCGAGAAAACAGAACAAGCCGUUCCUGGGGGUGUGUUUGGGCAUGCAGCUGGCAGUGUGCGAGUUUGCCCGCAAUGUUCUUGGAUGGGAAGAUGCCAACUCCACAGAAUUUAAUCCGGACUCCAAACACCCAGUGGUGAUUGACAUGCCCGAGCACAACCAAGGGCAGAUGGGUGGGACUAUGAGGCUAGGGAAGAGGCGGACUAUUUUCAAAUCCAACACCAGUGUACUGAGAAAACUGUACGGAGAUGUGGAGUAUGUUGACGAGAGACACAGACACAGAUUUGAGGUGAACCCCGAGCUGAAGCACCACUUUGAAAAAAAGGGUUUUCAUUUUGUCGGGCAGGACGUGGAAGGAGAGAGAAUGGAGGUCAUUGAAAUGGAGGAUCAUUGUUACUUUGUUGGGGUCCAGUACCAUCCCGAGUUCACCUCGAGGCCCAUCAAACCCUCUCCUCCGUACUUUGGUCUCCUUCUGGCUGCUGCUGGAAAACUCCAGAGCUACCUGACCAAGGGCUGCCGCCUCUCUCCUCGGGACACUUACAGCGACCGCAGCGGCAGCAGCUCUCCUGAAGCAGACUUCCCCGAGCUCAAGUUCCCCUCUUUGUCCUCAGACUAAAGCGCAUGUGGCUGGUUGUUGUGUUUGUGUCAUUCAUGCAGAGAAAUGCAAAAAAGAAAAAAAGCCUGAUCAGCCCUAAACUGACGCUGCAAACUCAGCAUUUUUAUCACCCUGUUUUUAAACUCUGUUUGGUACAAGAUGAUGAUCAUUUAGUUAAGUAUGCAAUGAGAUGUAAAGGUAAAGGGAAGUUUUGCUGUCAUUAUCUGGAGCUUCACAGUUGAUUCUUUAAAAAAAAAAAAAAAAAAAGCUUAUUAUUUUGAAUUGUGUGAAAAGAUGUGGAAGAAUAUGUCCUUUAAAUAUUUAAAGCAACAGUUACAACAGUUUGGGUUGGAGUUAGGGUCUGUACAAUCAGAGCACCUGAUAGGACACGUCCCAUCCUUGUAUUGGUAAAGUGUUACCUGUGUGUCCAACAUUUAGCCACAUUAAUGAUACAUUUACCUCUUUAGUUCGUGUCUGUCUUAAAGUUUUGUUUCAAUGUUUUUCUUUUUUCCAGGAUUAACUUGUUAAGAUGUAACAUUCAAUCAGGGUCAGUACACAGUCAUCACUACAGCUGUGCUUGUGUUUUUGUGGGUAUAUAUGCAUUUUUUCUGGUUGAAAUAAAGUGUUUUAUUUAAAUAUCGGCCAUAGACUUAUUGCAUUUUUGCAUGGAAGUUGUAAUAUUUAAACAUGCACACUUUGUCUUCUUUUUUUUUAUAGCUCACCAGUUCAGGGUUGAAUGACUUUCAUGUUCAGGACCUCUUGCGUCCUGGCAUCAACAAUCACUGUUUUUUUCACCUUGAAUGACUUUUGGAUCAAGCUGAUGCAGAGUCAGCUGAUGAGUAAUUCAAUUUUCACUUGAGACAACAGUAUUCACUCAGAGAGAAGAGUGGUGAAAGAGUAACAAUGUUUUAAAGUGAAACAAAAACCUGUAUGUGAUCUUAAAACCAUAAGCAGCAGCCGGCUGUGAAUGAUGAGCAUCAAGCUUCUGAGUUACAUUAUCACUUGUGAUCUUGUCAAAUAGAGUGGUGUUCAUUCCACACUGUUAUGGCUAUAAAUGUUACAGAUGCCUUCAUGCUUUGUGGCCCACCUGUAUGAAAAAACGUCAUAUUUUACAGAUGUACAGAUGCAUGUGUAAUGUGUUCCUUCUGAAUAAAUCUAUUUUUAUUGUGCUUGAUAA
This is a messenger RNA of Labrus mixtus (cuckoo wrasse), 3121 nucleotides long. RefSeq names its product CTP synthase 1-like. Gene Ontology annotation, biological process: CTP biosynthetic process; pyrimidine nucleobase biosynthetic process. Bases 190 to 1965 code for a protein of 591 amino acids. The transcript has 18 exons. Gene Ontology annotation, molecular function: CTP synthase activity; identical protein binding. Gene Ontology annotation, cellular component: cytoophidium; cytoplasm. The record is from RefSeq and is a predicted model, not a curated record. NCBI's taxonomy places the organism in Eukaryota, Metazoa, Chordata, Actinopteri, Labriformes, Labridae.